Messenger RNA from Perca fluviatilis (European perch), 2566 nucleotides. It is a transcript of the gene prph2a, whose product is annotated as peripherin 2a (retinal degeneration, slow). Bases 410 to 1444 code for a protein of 344 amino acids. Lineage: Eukaryota; Metazoa; Chordata; Actinopteri; Perciformes; Percidae. The record is from RefSeq and is a predicted model, not a curated record. The transcript has 3 exons. Gene Ontology annotation, cellular component: membrane. Gene Ontology annotation, biological process: visual perception.
ACUGCAACUUUGAGUUUAAUCAUGAGGAUCCUCGGCAAUCCUCAACUUCUCCAGGAGAACGGAACAUCACGAUUAGCCUCACCUGUGUGUAAAGGAAGAAAACCCGGUAAAACUUGGGGGGGAAAGCCUUCAUAACAUUUUAAGUUUCUGUCACAAUGGGAGAGGAGAUAGCUUUGAAGAAAUAACAAUCCUGUGCUACUCCCAGGUCCUCCUGGGUGCUUCAUCUCUGCUGUGUUGUCGUGGGAUGGAUUACAGGCUGAGCUGAUUCUCCUGUCCCGUUGGACCAGCCAAGGAGAUCUUGAUAGCAAAGAGACGGAUCGCACAUUCAAGAACACCUUGAAGCUCCUGCUGUUAUAGAUUAUUAUCUGACUCUCUUUUUCACAGGCAAGGACACAUCCCAGGUUGAACAAUGGUUUUGAUGUUGGUCAAGUUUGACCUGAAAAAGCGAGUAAAGCUCGCUCAGACGGUCUGGUUCAUGUACUGGUUCGCUGUAAUGGCCGGCGUGCUGGUCUUCAGCAUGGGCCUGUUCUUUAAGAUCGAGCUGCGAAAGCGCUCAGAACUUAUGGACAACAACGAGAGCCACUUCUUGCCCAACCUGCUUAUAUUAAUGGGUCUAAUAGCCUGCGGCAUUAACGCCUUUGGAGGCAAAAUCUGCUACGACUCACUAGACCCUAGCAAGUUUGCAAAGUGGAAGUCCAUGUUGAAGAGCUUCUUGGUGUCAUGCAUGGUGUUCAACGGCCUACUGUUCAUGACGGCCCUGCUGUGUUUCUUGAUGAGGAUUCCUCUGCAGUUCACCCUGGCUGAGGGGCUGAAGAACGGCAUGAAGUACUACAAGGACACGGACACACCAGGACGCUGCUACAUGAAGAGGACCCUGGACCUGAUGCAGAUGGAGUUCCGUUGCUGCGGAAAUGACAACUACAGAGAUUGGUUUGAGAUUCAGUGGGUUAGCAACCGCUACCUGGACUUUGGGGCAAAGGAAGUCAAAGACCGCCUUGGGAGCAACGUGGACGGCCAGUAUCUGAUGGAUGGGGUCCCGUUCAGCUGCUGUAACCCCAGCUCCCCCAGACCCUGCAUCCAGAACCAGAUGACCAACAACACUGCCCACUACAGCUACGACCACUACACGGAGGAGCUCAACGUGUGGAAGCACGGCUGCCGUGACGCCAUGCUGUCCUACUAUGGAGGCCUGAUGAAUACCAUCGGAGCCCUGGUGCUGCUGGUCACUUUACUGGAGCUUGCUGUGACCAUCGGCCUGCAGUACGUCAACAGCUCCCUGUCCAGCCUGGCUAACCCGGAGGACCCGGAGAGUGAGAGCGAGGGCUGGAUCCUGGAGAAGACUGUAAAGGAGACGUUCACCGACAUCAUGGCCACGAUGAAGUCCAUGGGCAAAGGCACAAAGGUGGAGGAGGGGGGCGAGGCAGCGGUCGCCACAGUCAGCUGAGCUAACCCCUCCUGCAAAAAACUGACAUCACUCCCACAUGAAAAGGAGGGGAAGGGGGGGACGUGUGAGAUUGCUACGUUUUUUUCUACCAACAUUUAUCAUGUAGACACUACCACACUACACACAAACACAUAUUUGGGUUUGAACUCCUUUUUAAAUGGACUCCUUUCAAAUGGACUCCUUGCAUAAAUAAUUAUAAACGGUAUAUUCAUACAUAGAGAGAGAGAUAAUGUGUAGGACGAGUUAUGUGAUGGUUUUUCAUUUUGGUAAUCCCCAACCAAACCAAUCCAUCUCAGGCUUCCAACUGUCUUUGUGAAGAGACACUCGGUGGGGUUGGAUCUUUUCAAAAAUGAUGAGUCAAUUAAAUGUGUUAUGUAUUGAUAAAUGGCAGAUGUUUUGCAAUCACAAGUAAAUACGUAAUUUCUUUCCAUUGUAUUGUUGUCAGAUAGUUUGGUGGGGAUGGUGGUUGCAUGAUGGUGCAGAUGGAAGAUAUUUACAGCCCAAGAAACGCAGUGUUUUAUUUUUGUUGACCUGUCUAUAGUACUUUGGCUCGUAGCUGAUACUGUAUAUAAGCAAUGCAAACAAAUUUACCACCCCACUCAGCUCUUUUUAUACUCCAGUCCCCCGAUGAAGACUGGAUAAGCUCCUGAGAUGGAGUUAAAUUAUGAAUUGAAUGAAUCGGUAUGAAUUCUGCAUGAAUGUUCCGGCACACGGUCGAAGAGCGAGGCAUGGGAACUGGGAUGUGAGCCCUGUAGAGAGGCAGGGCCAAUACCAAACCUGUGGAGGAUGACUGAAUUUGGCAGCUAAAUCUUGGCUCCUGACCCCUGUACUGUAAUCUCAGAUCCUCUUUGGUGUUUCCUUUGUGCAUUCAGUAUCUGUAUAUUGACACACAUGUAUGUAUAUUCUAACAACUGGGUUGCUGUCUUUGUAAAUAGUGUAGAAAUGACAAAAUGUUACUUUUUUUAAAAACGUGUAUACUGUAAUUAAGCUAAAUCUUUUAUUCAAAUCCAUGUACAUUUUUUCAAUUUUUUUUUGGCUUUAUCUGUCUGUGUAGGAGAAGCGCUUAUGUUGAUUGUAUAAACAAAUAAAGGAUUCUAGAGAUGUGGUUCGACAGUGAAAUAA